Conger conger (European conger) is the source of this 768-nucleotide messenger RNA. RefSeq names its product outer dense fiber of sperm tails 3-like 2a (gene odf3l2a). Bases 1 to 768 code for a protein of 255 amino acids. NCBI's taxonomy places the organism in Eukaryota, Metazoa, Chordata, Actinopteri, Anguilliformes, Congridae. The record is from RefSeq and is a predicted model, not a curated record. The transcript is spliced from 4 exons. Gene Ontology annotation, cellular component: cytoskeleton.
AUGGAGGAGCCUGAGAGAAAGCGCCCCAUUAUUGCAGGCCGAGAGAGGGGACCUGGACCUGGUCGUUAUGGCCUCCCACCAACCAUUGGUUACGUCGGCCAUGACUUCACCAAGCCCACCAGCCCCGCCUACUCCUUCCACCACAGGAUGAGCAGCAAGCUGUACUCGGAGGACUCCAGCCCUGGACCGCGGUACUACGUCGAUGCGAAGCUGACUCGCUUCGGACGGGACGGCACCCCGUCCUACUCCAUCGGGGGCAGAAUGAGGAGCUCAUCUGGGGUCUUCCAGACCCCGGGACCCGGCGCCUACAGUCCCGAAGCGGCCCCUCCUCUCAACGGCCACCGCAGACCCCCGUGCUACACCAUGGGCUCCCGCACCAGCUACCGGUCCACGGACGCGGUGCCGUCCCCGAACAAGUACACGCUGCCGGCCCUGCUGGGGCCCCACGCGCCCACCAAGCCCUCCAGCGCCAGCUACAGCCUGUCGGCCCGCCGGGGCCCGGGCGGCUCGUCCGAGGACCGGGCCAUGACCCCGGGGCCCGGCCGCUACAACAGCACGGACCCCAACGUGUACCUGCCCCGCAGGCCCGCCUUCUCCAUCCUGGGCCGCUUCACGGUGCCCAGCGACGCCACGCGCAAGCCGGGCCCAGGCACGCACGACGCCGAGAAGGUGGUGGCCCACCAGCGCCGCCCGCCGGCCUUCUCCCUGGGCAUCCGCCACUCCGAGUUCGUCACGCCGCUGGUGGUGGACGUGCCCGACCGGGGGUGA